AUGGCGUCGGCACUGGCCACGGUGGUGGAGGCUCUUGGGCCAUUAGCUGCAGUGGCCUCCCCUAGGGCGACGGCGGAUUUCGGCCAGGCUACGGGACGCAGGCGGUCAGAGGACCAAGGUGAAAGGGAUUCGGCAGACUUCGCGGAUGACGACGAUUGGAAUGAAGACGACGAACAAUCCGGGUCGGAGAGGUCGUCGGCAUCCGAGGACCAAGGUGAAAGGGAUUCGGCAGACUUCGCGGAUGACGACGAUUGGAAUGAAGACGACGAACAAUCCGGGUCGGAGAGGUCGUCGGCAUCCGAGGACCAAGGUGAAAGGGAUUCGGCAGACUUCGCGGAUGACGACGAUUGGAAUGAAGACGACGAACAAUCCGGGUCGGAGAGGUCGUCGGCAUCCGAGGACCAAGGUGAAAGGGAUUCGGCAGACUUCGCGGAUGACGACGAUUGGAAUGAAGACGACGAACAAUCCGGGUCGGAGAGGUCGUCGGCAUCCGACUGUGACUUCAUGUACAACAACAAGUAUUGA
This is a messenger RNA of Pseudophryne corroboree (corroboree frog), 525 nucleotides long. Its product is annotated as aspartate and glycine-rich protein-like. The transcript is spliced from 6 exons. The coding region runs from base 1 to 525 and encodes 174 amino acids. NCBI's taxonomy places the organism in Eukaryota, Metazoa, Chordata, Amphibia, Anura, Myobatrachidae. The record is from RefSeq and is a predicted model, not a curated record.